Castor canadensis (American beaver) is the source of this 4918-nucleotide messenger RNA. NCBI's taxonomy places the organism in Eukaryota, Metazoa, Chordata, Mammalia, Rodentia, Castoridae. The record is from RefSeq and is a predicted model, not a curated record.
AGGUGGAAAAGAAGAUAAGAAACAGAAUUAGCUGUUAGAUUUUCCAAAAUAAAGCUUUUGUUUCUUGUAUGAAAAGUGUUCAUCGCUCAGUAUUUAAACUUUGGACUGGCCUGUAUAUGAUAUUAUGAGAGAACACAUUGUUGGUGUCCUUUAGAGAUUUAAGUUACAUUUGAACAAUUAUUUUAUAAUUUUAAGUUCUUUUGACAAGGGUUUUGUAAUAUGCCUCCAAGGUGAGAUGUUGAUGCUGAAGACCUAAGAGGGGAAAAUAAAGACGAAUGAUUAAAUAAUGUUAAUUUCUUGAGUUUGAAUUCUCUAUGUUUUUAACAGCACAAUUGAAAACAUAAUGUUUAAGGCAGCAGUGAUCACCAGAAUUACAGACCCUACUAACUUCUGACUCAGUAUGGCAGUAUUAAUAUUGCUUUAUUUUUAUGUGUUACAGAUAUUGGUAAACAUUUUAUGGACUGUUUUUCACAGAAAAGGUUAUGUAAAUUUUAAUGGAUUUAUAAGAAUGGAAACAUGAGUAAUUUAAAAAAUAGAAAUAGAGUUCUAUGUAGUAGCUGUUUUAGAGAUUAAAGUAGUGCCAGAAAAGAUAGUGACUAUUAUUACUAUCUAGAUUUAUUUUUAAGUACUUGGGAAAGUUGAAAUGUGGAUUAAUUAGCAUUUCUGCAGAUUGAUAAUAUUAGAAAAAGCAUUGGCUAUUAAUUAGCCGAGAUGGGAACAGUAGGAGAAAAAUGGUAGAUUUUAGUAUUAUGAAAUACAUGAUUAUCCCAAAUAUGUAUUGUUUACUAUAUGACAUGAAUUGAGGUAUAAAAAGAUAUUCCUCCACACAGAAAUAACUUGUAGCCCCUUAAAGAAUAUACGACUUAGUGGGAGCCAUGAUUAAAAUAGUCAUACUAAAAUUGACUUCUAAUCUUAUGCCCUCUGUUUUAUAAAAAUGAUCCAAAUUAAUGACACCUAUGCUUUUGUGAGUUUAAUAGUUUUGGUUUCAUCCAUCCUCUGUAGGUAAGAAUUAUGUAGCAUGAAUCUGGGUUUGUUUGCUUUGCUUGCCCUUUAUUUUUGGUAUAAUCUUAGUGUGCAGAAGUGCCCAGGGAGCUGGGCAUGGUAGUGCACACAUAAUCCCAGCUUCUUGGGAAUCAGAAACAAGAGAAUCACAAGCUUCAUUCCAGCCUGGGCAAAGUUAGUAAGAACCCCAUAUCAGAAACAAAAUGCAACAAUAAAAGGGCUGUUGGUGUACAGUAGUAAUUCUAAGAACUUUGUUAUUUAAAACAUUUAAAAAAAGUAUUUUACCUAGGCCAGAUGUUGUAGAAAUUUAGUUUUUCCCUCUGAAUUAUCGUAUUUGUUAAGUUGUAUGGAUUUAUACAAUAUUUAUGGAAAAGAAAACUGUGGCUUAGUAUCACACAAAUUGUAUGAUAAAAAUAGAGUCGAAGAGUUUUACCUAGAGACUUGAGAACUAAUUACUGUUAAUAAAUGAGCAAAUCUGGAAAACCUUCUUUGCCCCUUUAAAGAGACAGAAAGGAAUGACUCUAAGCAACAUGGGAGAAAAUUAUGAUUUAGGCAAUUUUGGUUAUACCCUUGUAAACUAGCUUUGAUUUCUUGGUUCAUCAUGGAGUACUAAUUUUCUUUAUUGUAGCAAAUUUCAGGCCACCAGAAGGUGGUGACUCUUCCAUUUGGAAUGUUAUUUCUGUACUUUACUUAGAAAUAGUCCCAGAAUUCAGACACUUGGUUUUGGGGGUGUGUGUGUGUAUGUGUACCAACUGCAAUAAGGAUGUGGUGCGGUGGUUGAGCACUUUGUUGGUACACAUGAGUCAAAAAAACACAAAAGAAAUGUAAAUAUUGGAUAGUAAUUUAUGGAUAAUAUGGAGGAGUUUAGUUUGGCUCAUGACUGUAUCACUCGCUUAUCCUUAUAAGAUCUGAAGUGGAUUUUAUUUUCUGCCUACUACCAAAGCCAUAAUUCUUGUAUAAAUCCUUGAAUAGGUUAUUUUUAGGGUCAUUUAUUAUUUACUUCAUACGUAGUAGCAUUUGAGUAGCUUUAUGUCUAAGUCGAUCAUCACUGAUUGUGUUAUUAUUAUGAAGAAGAAUGCGUAAUAACUAGUUUUGUUUAGGUAGCCAUGUAACUUACCCAGUUGGACAGGUAGAAGAGUAAAAAGGAAUGAAAUUAAUAAUUGGAACAACAGCUAUAAAUAAAGACUGAUCCAGGCUAACAAAGAUAUACAGUCCCCUAAGUAGGAUGCUUUUGAUGGCAAGUAACAAAAAACAUCUCAAUUAACUUAGUAAGGGAAACAUACUAGCUUGUUUGCAAGUGCUACAGGUGUGAUUCAGUGAAGACUCUGGCUUUUGUUUUUCUUUUUUCUAGACUGUCUUCUAUGCCUUGCUACUCUUACAUUUGUUGCAUGACUGCUUGCAGUGAUCUAGACUAUACUCUUUGUUUAUGAUCAGCAGGAGAGAGAAACUUACAUCUGUCAUUAACAUAAACAUAAAAUGAGUAUUGAGGUGCUGUGAUUAUGCUUCUAAACUAAUCUCUGUCAAGGGGAAAUGUCAUGUGCUGAUUGUUUUAGGCAUGGGGUAUCUGAAUCCUACUGGGGCAAGGAGAAUGCAGCUUAAUGAAGGGAGAGAAACCUCAGUAUUCACUACCAAGUUUUGUAUGGUUGCUUGUUUGCAUUUUUCCUUAGGGAUCUGUUAAUGAGUUUCUGCGAGAACUUCACUGAAUACUGCAGAUGAAGUGUUUUCCUUCAAGUGACAAUUUGUAGUAUAAAAUGACUUACCAGUUUGGCAAUGGGAGAGGAAAAGAAAACUUACCAUCCAUGUCAUUUUCUCUCUCUUUUUACAAUAAGGCUGUAAUAAUUAUUGAUGUUUUUUUUUUUUUCCCCACAGACUAAUAGGGAUGCCAAAGGAAAAAUAUGAUCCUCCAGAUCCUCGCAGAAUUUAUACCAUCAUGUCAGCAGAGGAGGUAGCCAAUGGGAAAAAAUCUCACUGGGCAGAAUUAGAAAUCUCGGGUAAAGUGCGGAGCUUAAGUACAUCACUUUGGUCAUUGACACACUUGACAGCGCUGCACCUAAAUGACAAUAACCUUACUCGCAUUCCACCUGAUAUUGCCAAGCUUCAUAAUCUGGUUUACCUGGAUUUGUCAUCCAAUAAACUCAGAAGUUUACCAGCAGAACUAGGAAACAUGGUGUCUCUCAGGGAAUUGCUUUUAAAUCACAAUCAGUUACGGGUUUUGCCUUAUGAACUUGGUCGGCUCUUCCAGCUACAAACUCUAGGUUUGACGGGCAAUCCUUUAUCACAGGAUAUUGCCAACUUAUACCAGGACCCAGAUGGAACCCGAAAGCUGCUGAACUUCAUGCUUGACAAUCUUGCAGUUCAUCCAGAGCAGCUUCCUCCGAGGCCAUGGAUUGCAUUAAAAGAACGAGACCAAAUUCUGCCAUCAGCAUCAUUCACGGUUAUGUGUUAUAAUGUUUUAUGUGAUAAAUACGCUACCCGGCAGCUAUAUGGCUAUUGCCCAUCCUGGGCAUUAAACUGGGAAUACAGAAAAAAGGGAAUUAUGGAAGAAAUUGUUAACUGGGAUGCAGACAUCAUUAGUCUUCAGGAAGUAGAAACAGAGCAAUACUUCACUCUCUUUCUGCCAGCAUUGAAGGAGCGUGGAUAUGAUGGAUUUUUUUCUCCAAAGUCACGUGCCAAAAUUAUGUCUGAGCAGGAGAGAAAGCAUGUGGACGGUUGUGCAAUAUUCUUCAAAACAGAAAAAUUUACGUUGGUGCAAAAGCAUACAGUGGAAUUUAAUCAAGUAGCAAUGGCUAAUUCAGAUGGAUCUGAAGCUAUGUUGAACAGAGUGAUGACAAAAGAUAACAUUGGAGUUGCUGUGGUAUUAGAGGUCCACAAAGAACUAUUUGGAGCAGGUAUGAAGCCUAUUCAUGCUGCAGACAAACAGCUGCUUAUAGUGGCAAAUGCCCACAUGCAUUGGGAUCCAGAGUAUUCUGAUGUGAAACUUAUCCAGACCAUGAUGUUUGUCUCAGAGGUUAAAAACAUUCUGGAGAAAGCCUCAAGUAGGCCUGGCAGCCCAACUGCAGAUCCUAAUUCCAUCCCGCUGGUGCUAUGUGCAGAUCUUAACUCAUUGCCAGAUUCAGGUGUUGUGGAAUAUUUAAGCAAUGGAGGAGUAGCUGACAACCAUAAAGACUUCAAGGAACUAAGGUACAAUGAGUGUCUUAUGAACUUCAGCUGCAAUGGAAAGAAUGGAAGCUCAGAAGGGAGAAUCACACAUGGCUUCCAACUUAAGAGCGCCUAUGAAAAUAACUUGAUGCCUUAUACCAAUUACACCUUUGAUUUCAAAGGUGUGAUUGACUACAUUUUCUAUUCCAAGACUCAUAUGAACGUGCUUGGUGUCCUGGGGCCUUUAGAUCCUCAAUGGCUGGUUGAGAACAACAUCACUGGGUGUCCACACCCUCACAUCCCUUCAGACCACUUCUCACUGUUAACACAACUUGAACUCCACCCUGCACUCCUGCCUCUUGUCAAUGGUGUUCACUUACCUAAUCGGAGGUAGUGGAGUACUGCCCUGCAAAGGCAGGGAUCUGUUGCUAUGGACCUGUACAGUUGUAAAUCAAAGUAUGUAGGAGUGAAGUAUGGCUGUGUUUAAGCUGCUUCUUCAGGUUCCUUUCAUUAUGUGUUUGCCAUAAGACUUUGUACGUUUUUGUGCAUAUUGAUAUCAUUUGGCACUAGGGCUGGAACCAAAGUAUUACUGUCUACCCAAAAUUUUAAUUUAACAUGUUUUUAAAUUGGACUUUCUUCAUAUUAUAUUAGGAGCCAGCAUUCAUAAUUGGUAAAUCACUAGUUUGAGCCACAACAACAGUGUAUUUGUUUUUAGGAAACAAAUAUAUUCUUUUGAAUGGUUUCAAAUUGAGCCAGUCAGUUUUGUAAAAAGCAAUUU